CUUUUGUCUGGAGGAAGAAGCAGCUGAUGCUGCGGUGCACGGUGAAGUCACUCUGAGGGAGGGAUCACCGGAUCAGGUCUGGUUCACUCGGUCUUUUGUGUGCCAUCGAUCUGUCAGUCCCGGACCUCGGUUAGACUGUCCCGGAUUGUCCCGGUGUGUCCGGGUUAAGGAGCACCAUGCCGGAGUGCGUGUCGGUGUCCGACUUCUUGCAGGAGGUUCAGGAUGACUGGAGCUCGCCCACCACCUCCUCCUUCACCUCCAAGAUGAUCAGCUGCAGGAACACCGUCUACCUGCUGGAGGAGGUUUUGGACAGUGACCGGUUGGUGUUGCAGAAGAUGAAGAAAGCUGCUAAAGCCAAAUACACAUCAGGACAAGAUCACGUGUCUCACCUGGAGCAGUACAUUAAUUCGAUGGAGAAGCUGUCGGUCAACUGUCACUCAAACGGAGAGUCGGAGGUCGGCUCUGCUUUCUGCCGGCUGGCCGACUUUUCUAAAGAGCUCCUCUCUCCCAUGAAGAACCUGCUAAAGAGCAUGCUCCACAACAUCAACUUCUUCCUGGACUCUCUGGUUAAAGGAGACCUGAGGGAGGUGAAGGGGGAUCUGAAGAAGCCUUUUGACAAAGCAUGGAGGGACUACGAGAGCAGAUUUAAGCAGGUGGAGAAGGAGAAGAGGGAGUUGGCUCGUCAGUAUGGGAUGGUGAGGAAUGAGGUGAGCGGAGGAGAGAUUGCUGAGGAGCUCGAGAAGGAGAGACGCUCCUUCCAACUGAGCAUGUGUGAGUAUCUGAUUAAGGUCAACGAGAUAAAGACGAAGAGAGGAGUCGAUCUGCUGCAGAACCUCAUCAAACACUACCACAGCCACAACAAUUUCCUACAGGAGUGUGUUUCCACCACUCAGAAGUUGAAGCAGUACAUGGAGGAGCUGAAUGGAGUCCUGAACACGGUGAAGCAGCGUCAGGAGGAGGAGAAGAAGCAGCUCGUGACUCUCAGAGAUCAGCUGAGGCCGGUCGUCAACACAGAGUCACAGGACUCUUUACCUAAGCAGGUGUACAGUAUGCAUCAGCUACUGGGGGACAAACAGUACGGGACAGAAAGGUCAGGAUUCCUCUACAAGAAGAGUGACGGCUUGAGGAAAAUGUGGCAGAAGAGGAAAUGUUCAGUUCACAACUGUUACCUGACCAUCGCACACGCCACUCCUAAUAAACCUCCGACCAGACUCAACCUGCUCACCUGUCAGGUCAAACCCAGCGUGGAGGACAAGAAAUGCUUCGACCUCAUCUCCCAUAAUCGGACCUACCACUUCCUGGCAGAGGAUGACGCUGAGUGUCUGGCCUGGAUCUCGGUGCUCAGUAACAGUAAGCAGGAGGCCCUGAGCAUGGCUCUGGACGGGGGGAGGAAAGGGGGAGGAAGUGGGGAGAGCAGUGUGGAGGAUCUGACCCGGGCCAUCACUGAUGACAUCCGGCGGAUGCCAGGAAACAACAGCUGCUGUGACUGCGGAGCACCAGAUCCUGGAUGGCUCUCGACCAACCUGGGCAUCCUGACCUGUAUCGAGUGUUCGGGGAUCCACAGGGAGAUGGGGGUCCACGUCUCCAGGAUCCAGUCUCUCAGUCUGGACAGUCUGGGGACCUCAGACCUGCUGUUGGCCAGGAAUGUUGGUAACUCUGGCUUUAAUGAAAUACUUGAGGCAAACCUCCUGAGUCCGUCACUGAAGCCGUCCCAAGAAAGCCACAUGGGAGAGCGUAAAGACUUCAUCCUGUCGAAGUAUCAGGACGUGUAUUUUGUGAGGCGGAGCCACAACUCUACUGCAGCGCUGCGAUACAACCUGCAGGAGGCGACCAAGAGCUGCGACAUCUACAGUCUGAUCCAGCUGUACGCUCAGAAGACCGAGCUGAGCCAGCCGCUGCACGCACACAUACAGGAGAGAGGGGAGACGGCACUUCAUCUCGCCGUCCUAUUGGCUGACAGGACGUCGCUGCACAUCCUGGACUUCUUAGCUCAGAACUGCUCAAACGUGGACGCGCUGACAUCCUCAGGAAACACAGCGCUGCACUACAGCUGUCUGCACAACAAGAGCGACUGUGUGAGGCUGCUGCUGAGAGCCAGGGCCAACACACACACCAAAAACGAGUUAGGAGAGACCGCUCUGGACGUGAGCCGCAGGUUGAAGCACGUCCACUGCGAGGCGCUGCUGCAGCAGGCCCAGUCCAACCAGUUUGACCAUCACGUCAACGUGGAGUACGAGUGGAGGCUUCGUCAUGACGACCUCUACGACAGUGACGAUGACUUUGACGACAAGAACGGUCCAGUGAAGAAGGAGCGCUCCUUCUCGUCCUCCUCCUUCACCUCCUCCUUCUCCUUUAACUCCCGGGCCUUCAGCUUCAGUCAGUCCUCCGUCGCCCCGCCCUCCUCUGGAGGAGGUGGAGGAGGGAGGGGAGGUGGAGGAGGUGGAGGAGGUCUGCUCAGCGUGGGGAGGAGGCUCGCCAUGGCUAUGGAGCUCCACAGCCGGCCCACCGGCUGCGCCUCCAGCCCCCCUCCUCCUCCUCCGUCCUCCCCUGCACCUCCGCUGCCGCCCAGGGUCAAAGCUCCCAACGUUCCUCCUCCUCCUCCUCCCGCUGGGGGGGAAGGAGUUGGGGAUGAAGAGGAGGAAGAGGAGGAGGUUUUCUUCCCCUUCACAGGAAACAGAAAGUCAACGCCCCCCCCUCCCAUCGCCGUCCGACACAAGAGGAGCUGCUCCGAGUCCAGCAAGCACGAUUACGGGUUGCCAACCAGUCCGAGGAUCUACAGCGGCCCAGACUCCUCCUUUAAGAAGUGUGUCCCAUCUUCUCCUCUAAGCUCGCUGACUGAACGACCAGAAAGAGGUUUUCGGAGAGCAGACAGCGACGGUAGUUCCUCCCACUUCCUGCACCCUGCCAGGAAAGCCCCGACCAAUGGAUCUCCCACCAAUCAGCGCUCUCAGAGCUUUGAGAAUGACAGCAGACGCCUCGCCCCCCAGCCGCUUCCCCGCAGAUCAUUGCCUCGGGGUGCGACGUGCCGCCGUGUUGAGGCGCUGUACGACUGCCAGGCCGACCACCACGAUGAGCUGAGCUUCUUUGAGGGACAGGUGCUGGUGGUCGUGGGACAGGAGGACUGCGAUUGGUGGCAUGGUUACAUAGAGGAUGAACCAGACCAGAGAGGUUUGUUUCCGUCCUCCUUCGUGCAGCUGCUCUCAGAUUGACAUGAACCUGGACCGAACCAGACCGGACCCUGGACCCGCACAGAUCUAGACCACUUCUGGAGAACCAGAACCUGGAGCUCAGGAGAACCAAACCAGACCAGUACUGAGCAGCAGAAGCAGAACCCAAGGUUUUUGUCCCAGUACUGGACUGAUCUGGACCAGCUCCAGCAUCCUGUAAGUUCAUGUUGUCGUAGCAACCAGUGUUUCUUGCGCCUUCUGUUACCGUGGAAAUGUUACAGUUGACCUUUCAGAGAAGACACUAGAUCUUUAUGUAGCUCGGGUCAGGUGAUAAUGUCGCCAUGGAUACUGCCUAGCACAAACCGAUCGGCCAUGAUUCAAGAUACUUUGAUUUAUUUAUUUAUUUUCAAUUUUA
Molecule: messenger RNA, 3582 nt
Organism: Cottoperca gobio
Lineage: Eukaryota; Metazoa; Chordata; Actinopteri; Perciformes; Bovichtidae
Product: arf-GAP with SH3 domain, ANK repeat and PH domain-containing protein 2-like
Biological process (GO): positive regulation of GTPase activity
Cellular component (GO): cytoplasm
Molecular function (GO): protein binding; GTPase activator activity
Source: RefSeq, a predicted model, not a curated record